AUGCCGGCGGAACAGCCCGGGAACAGCGCGGGGGGUGAGCUGAGGGGGCCUCCGGGGGCGGGCGGGCGAGGGCGGCGGAGUCGGGGCCACAUGGAGGCGGGACGAGGCGUCGUGGAGGAACCCCGUUUGCACGGUGGAGGCGCCAAGCCCGACUGUCCCCCGCCAGGGGCCUCCCCGGCCGGAGACGCGGAGGAGCGCGGGGCGCAGGCAGGCGCGGCGGACGGCGGGGUGCUGACAGCCGCGAUGCUGCGGGAGGAAGAGCAGCUGGAAGCGGCGGGGCUGGAGCAGGAGCAGAAGAUGCUCGAGAAGGCUCGCUUGUCAUGGGAUAGAGAAUCAUCUGAUGUUAGAUACCGCAGACUUCAACAUUUGCUUGAAAAAAGCAAUAUUUACUCCAAAUUUUUGUUGACUAAGAUGGAACAACAACAGUUAGAGGAACAGAGGAAGAAAGAGAAAUUGGAGAGAAAAAAGGAGUCUUUAAAAGUUACCAAGGAUAAAAGUUCUAAUGUGAAAAGUGAAGAGAAUCCAGUUGUGAGGAAGAAGAGAGGACGAGAAGAUGAGUCAUAUAGUAUUUCAGAGGUUAUGUCAAAAGAGGAAAUCUUGUCUGUGGCUAAAAAAAAUAAAAAGGAGAAUGAGGAUCAGAGCUCCUCUUCUAAUCCCUGUGUAGAAGAUCUUCAGAAAAACAAAGAUUCAAAUAGUGUAAUUAAAGACAGAUUGUCUCAAACUAUGAGACAGAAUACAAAAUUCUUCUAUGACCCAGUAAGGAAAUGUAAUGGAGAACCAGUACCUUUUCAGCAACCAAAACUUUUUACUGGGGGAGUGAUGCGAUGGUACCAAGUCGAAGGCAUGGAAUGGCUAAGGAUGCUUUGGGAAAAUGGAAUUAAUGGCAUUUUAGCAGAUGAAAUGGGACUGGGAAAGACAGUUCAGUGCAUUGCUACAGUUUCAUUGAUGAUUCAGAGAGGAGUACCUGGACCUUUCCUUGUAUGUGGCCCUUUGUCUACACUUCCUAACUGGAUGGCUGAAUUUCAAAGAUUUACACCAGAAAUUCCUACGAUGUUAUAUCAUGGGACCCAGCAGGAACGUCAGAAAUUGGUAAAAAAUAUUCACAAACGGAUAGGAGCACUACAGAUUCAUCCUGUGGUAAUUACUUCAUUUGAAAUAGCCAUGAGAGACCGAAAAUCAUUACAGCAUUGUUACUGGAAAUACUUAAUAGUAGAUGAAGGACAUAGGAUUAAGAACAUGAAGUGUCGUCUAAUCAGGGAGCUAAAACGGUUUAAUGCAGAUAACAAACUUCUUUUGACUGGUACUCCCUUGCAAAACAAUUUAUCAGAGCUUUGGUCACUGCUAAACUUUUUAUUACCAGAUGUUUUUGAUGAUUUGAAAAGCUUUGAGUCUUGGUUUGAUAUCACUAGCCUUUCUGAAACGGCCGAAGAUAUUAUUGCAAAAGAAAGAGAGCAGAAUGUAUUACACAUGUUGCACCAGAUUCUAACACCUUUCCUAUUGAGAAGACUGAAAUCUGAUGUUGCUCUUGAAGUUCCUCCUAAAAGAGAAUUAGUGGUUUAUGCACCUCUUACAAAGAAGCAAGAAAUCUUUUAUACUGCCAUUGUAAAUCGUACAAUUACAAACAUGUUUGGAGCUAGUGAGGUAGAAACGGUUGAGCUAAGUUCCACUGGACGACCAAAACGACGAAAUAGGAAGUCAGUAGAUUAUAGCAAAAUAGAUGAUUUUCCUAAUGAAUUGGAAAAGUUGAUUAGUCAAAUACAGCCAGAGCUGGAACGAGAAAGGAAUGUUGUGGAAACAAAUAUCCCUAUAGACUCUGAAGUUAAUCUGAAGUUGCAAAAUAUAAUGAUGCUUCUUCGUAAAUGCUGUAAUCAUCCAUACUUGAUUGAGUACCCUAUAGACCCUGUAACACAAGAGUUUAAGAUUGAUGAUGAAUUGGUAACAAAUUCUGGAAAGUUCUUAAUUUUGGAUCGAAUGCUGCCAGAGCUAAAGAAAAGAGGCCACAAGGUGCUGCUUUUUUCACAAAUGACAAGAAUGUUGGAUAUUUUGAUGGAUUACUGCUACUUUAGAAACUUCAACUUUAGUAGACUUGAUGGAUCCAUGUCUUACUCAGAGAGAGAAAGGAAUAUGCACAACUUCAACACAGAUCCAGAUGUUUUUAUCUUCUUAGUGAGUACACGAGCUGGUGGCUUAGGCAUUAAUUUGACUGCAGCUGAUACAGUUAUCAUUUAUGAUAGUGAUUGGAAUCCCCAGUCUGAUCUUCAGGCUCAAGAUAGAUGUCAUCGAAUUGGUCAAACAAAGCCUGUUGUUGUAUAUCGACUUGUUACAGCAAAUACUAUUGAUCAGAAAAUUGUGGAAAGAGCAGCUGCUAAAAGAAAACUGGAAAAAUUGAUCAUCCACAAAAAUCAUUUCAAAGGUGGUCAGUCUGGAUUAAAUCAAUCUAAGAAAUUCUUAGACCCUACGGAAUUAAUGGAAUUAUUAAAAUCUAGAGAUUAUGAUAGAGAAGUAAAAGGAUCAAAAGAGGAGGUCAUUAGCGAUGAAGACUUAGAACUGCUAUUAGAUCGAAGUGAUCUCUUUGAAAAAAUGAAUUCCUCAGAACAUAUUAAAGAGAAGAUGGGGAUUUUCAAGAUAUUAGAAAAUUCUGAAGAUUCCAGUCCUGAAUGUCUAUUUUAAAUUGGAGUUAAAGAAUGUCUUGAAAAAUUACUUAUUAACAUCUAGUAAUGUACUUCUCUUGGUAAAAUUCAGAUUGUUCACUUGUUUGAUUGCAUCAAUUAACAUAAAAGUAACAGGUGCCAUUGUGUAAUAGAUGGUAAUUUACUGAGCCUUGUUAAGAGAAAAGAAGUAUACACAGAAAAUUUAUGUUUUUGACUAAAUGUAUACUUUACCACUGCCAGAAUUAUACAGUCUUCCUGUGGAAGUAUAAUAAAUGUUUUUUUUAU
This is a messenger RNA of Suncus etruscus (white-toothed pygmy shrew), 2936 nucleotides long. RefSeq names its product helicase, lymphoid specific (gene HELLS). Gene Ontology annotation, biological process: lymphocyte proliferation; pericentric heterochromatin formation; negative regulation of gene expression via chromosomal CpG island methylation. The transcript has 22 exons. The record is from RefSeq and is a predicted model, not a curated record. Gene Ontology annotation, cellular component: nucleus; pericentric heterochromatin. Gene Ontology annotation, molecular function: ATP binding; ATP-dependent chromatin remodeler activity; chromatin binding. Bases 1 to 2670 code for a protein of 889 amino acids. Lineage: Eukaryota; Metazoa; Chordata; Mammalia; Eulipotyphla; Soricidae.